Messenger RNA from Sphenostylis stenocarpa, 1596 nucleotides. NCBI's taxonomy places the organism in Eukaryota, Viridiplantae, Streptophyta, Magnoliopsida, Fabales, Fabaceae. The record is from the annotation of a GenBank genome assembly.
AUGAAGGCAUUGCCAUAUGUCAUUGAUGGAAAUGAUAUUUUGGGAUAUGUAACAAGUUCUGAUGGUCUGAUAAAGGUUUUCAUGGCAGCAUUUCCUAUGUUUUACAAAACGCCCUACAAGGACAAAAAUUUGACAACCCAAAAUGCAAUGAGGCAGAAUGAGAAGAGGUUCAUGUAUCAGUGUGAUAAUAUGAAGAGGUUCAUCUUUUCAAUUCCUGGUCAAGUUUGCAGGAGUUGCCAACCAUGGAACAAAGUCAACAAUGUCCUCACAAAAUCAAACACAAAAGAGAGGAAUAUACCUAAGUGCACACUUCAUGACAAAGGCUUUCUGCUUAAGAAUGUGACAAGACUUAGUGGUUCGGACAAUCGCCUAAGCCCCAUUCAUGGAUGUUAUUCAAAGACAGAUUACAUUUCCAGAGUUUGGUGUUCUGCAGGUUCUAGUUCAACUGAGAAGCAACUAAGGUCAUUAGAUUCUUAUUUUGGAAAACUCCAAGAUAAUGCAAAAUUGCGUACAUUUGAUUCAUCACACAAGGUGAUACAGGUGCAUGAGAUAGAUUGUCAAGCUAGAUCAAAAACUGGAAUAGAGUCUCUUGACGAGUAUUUUGGCAAAUUAAAUCAUGGAGCAAACCAAGAAUCUCACACGCCAUCUUAUGUGGAGAAUACUAGUGAAGAAAAAUUAGCACCAAAACAAUCUGUCAGCAAAGACAUUGAAAGAUCACACUUUAGGAAACAAAAAGCUUUUGUGGGAAUAAGAAGACUAAAAAAUGUACAUGGUCCAAGUUCUGCUACAGAUUCACAGCAGCAUGUUGAAACCUCCAGUCUCUACCUGAUUGGCAUAUUGGUUUCUGUAAACAUUGCAGUGUUUCUAUUUGAAAUAGCAAGUCCUAUAAGGACUUCUGAUUUAGAGCUAUUUUCCAUUCCACUACUGUAUGGAGCAAAGAUAAACCAUUUGAUCAUGGUUGGAGAAUGGUGGAGGCUUAUAACACCAAUGUUUCUGCAUGCAGGAAUGUUUCACAUGGCUCUCAGUUGUUGGGCCCUUGUAACAUUUGGGCCUCAAGUUUGCAAAGAAUAUGGUUCAUUUACGUUUUUCUUGAUCUACAUAUUGGGUGGAAUUGCUUGCAACUUCACAAGUUUUCUACAUACGCCAGAUCCCACUGUUGGUGGAACUGGACCUGUAUUUGCAAUAAUUGGUGCUUGGUUCAUCUAUCAAAUUCAAAACAAAGAUGUUAUUGCAAGUGAUACUUCAGAGAGCCUGUUCCAGAAGGCAGUUAUUAUCACAGCUCUUAUGUUCAUAUUAAGCCACUUUGGUCCAAUUGACGAAUGGUCACACUUUGGAGCAGCCUUCUCAGGCAUGGCAUAUGGCUUUCUAACCAGUCCAAUUCUUCAGUUUAACGAUACAUCAUCGGGAACUAGUCAAGAAGAAGGACUCAAACUUGUUAGAAAACAUGGUGAUUCUUGCAAGUCACUAUUCAUAUUCACCAUAUUCAUCUUUGUUUUAAGCUCAUUCCUUUUCUUCAUGGAGCCCCCACCAAAUGCACUGGCAUCUGUCAAUGCAGCAGCUGUUGAUGCCCUGGAAUAUAUGUUGAUAUUUGGCUAA